This is a messenger RNA of Silurus meridionalis, 748 nucleotides long. RefSeq lists its product as uncharacterized. The transcript has 6 exons. NCBI's taxonomy places the organism in Eukaryota, Metazoa, Chordata, Actinopteri, Siluriformes, Siluridae. The record is from RefSeq and is a predicted model, not a curated record. Bases 8 to 748 code for a protein of 246 amino acids. Gene Ontology annotation, biological process: response to bacterium.
ACGUGUCAUGGCUGUUUUCUGGGUUUUCAUGCUGAUCUUCUGCGUGAUGUAUGGAGUCCAACCUCGUAGGAACUUUGAUCAUACUAUUGCAGAACCAGAAGUUCAUCAGGCUGAUACAGAACUCUUUGUGGAUAUCGGUGACUCGGCUACUCUACAGUGCUGUGUUUAUGGGACAGAUAUUGGGGUAGUUAUUUGGUAUAAACAACCAAACAGAAAACAGCCUCGGAUUAUGUGCAGAACCUAUAAAACUGAUGAAGAAACUUUUUUUCAUGAAUUUCAAAAUCCUCGAUUUCAAGCAGAAAGAUCUUCAAACUGCUCCAAUAUGAUCAUUUCUAACAUCAUACAGUCUGAUGAAGCCGUGUACUACUGCUCAAUCGUCUUACCAUACGGUGUGUUUGGAAAUGGGACUUAUUUAAAAAUUAAAGGAACAUCUAAACCAACUCUGAGUGAUGAUUCAGUGGUGUGUGAAGCAUCAGUGUAUCGAAACAGCACUAACAUCAACGCAAUCAAAAACACAGUGCUCGGUUUGGGGACGGCUUUGAGUCUGUGCGCACUUCUGAUUUUCUGUCUCACUUAUUUAAAAUGUAAAAAAUGCAAAAUGAACACUUUUCUAAAGGAUUGUCCAGAAAGGAUGCAGGAGUCUCAGGCUGAUAUAUUAAAUUAUGCAUCUUUCUGGUCGUAUGAGAGGAGCCACGACUCAUCUGUAAAUUCUGUGCACUCUGAAGUGACAUACAAUUGUAUUAUGUAA